Messenger RNA from Limulus polyphemus (Atlantic horseshoe crab), 2980 nucleotides. RefSeq names its product zinc finger protein 280D-like. The transcript is spliced from 4 exons. Bases 15 to 938 code for a protein of 307 amino acids. The record is from RefSeq and is a predicted model, not a curated record. Lineage: Eukaryota; Metazoa; Arthropoda; Merostomata; Xiphosura; Limulidae.
UAGGUGUAAUCCGAAUGAAACCAAGAGAAAAUGAAAAAAUUGUAAUGUUAAAAGAUCCACACAUUAAACCCACAAGAAUUUCUAAAGUAAGGGUUGAACCAAGUACUUCUGAAGCCCUUCUUAGUCCUGCAGCUCUGGAAGAAAAAUAUAUGGACAUUAUUUUCAAUGAUGACACUUCUCAGCUAAGCUGUGUAGAAUGUACAGAGCGUAUUGAUGAUGAGCACUUUAGGAGAUGCUUGAGUUGUAGCCAGUGUCGAUAUGCCACUAAUUGUGGGAAAGCUUUUGUAGAGCAUAUGAUUGUUCACCACUCAAAACUAAAGAAGAAAAGACCUUCAUUGAUUAACCUGAAGCCUACUUACUGUCAAAGACCAAUGUUUUGUAUUUGUGGGUACAAUACCAUUAAUGGAAAUGAUCUUGCUCGCCAUUUAGCCAUUUGUCAUAAACGUUCCUGUUAUAUCAGUCGAGCCAAGGCAUUAGCAGCAACCAUUAAAAAAGAGGAAGCGACUAUUCAACUUCAACCACAAUCUGCUUUCUUCCCACCAUUGGUGGUAUUAGAUGAAAAUGAAGAAAAAUCCAUCAAUGAUAGUUUUGCUCGAGUUCAUACGCGGAGAAGCACAGCUACAUCUACUCAAGUGGCACUUGAAUCCUCAGUUCCUAUUUCCCAGAAAAUACUAAAUGUGUCAAAAGAAGUUACAAAACAAUCCACUGAUCAACCUCUACAUAUGCUCAAUGUCCUUGGUCUGGUCCGAAAAAUAGGAGAUGAUAGCAGUCACAGUAAUGGCACGUUAACAGAAACUACUGAAAAUGAAGAAAUAAAGUCUAACAAGUUAUUGUCUUCACCUGCUGGUGUGGAAAGUGAGGUAUUCAGUACUGAUAUUAAAAGUGAGGGUAAAGAAGAGAAAAUAAAGGUUGAAAAAAAAAGGGACUUCAGUCACUGAAAUAAUGGUUUCAAAUAUUUUUAAAAGUGAAGUAAAAAGCCCACUCACUGAUGCACUGUAUACAACUGUGGAUUCAGUUGAUUACCUUCUCUCAAGAAGGAAGAAAAAAGAGCAUAAUGUAAAUCUAAGUGAUUCUUCUUCAGUGUGAUCAGUUGUUUCUUCUCUAAUGUCUUUAAUAGUAUGGAUACAGAUGUAAAAGCAACAGAGUACUCUGUAUGCUACUUGGUCAUGAAGUGGAAGAAACAAAAUAGCUCAAUGGAACUUUAAAAUCAUUCUGAAUAACUUCAGACAGAAAUGGUUUUGCCACACUAGUUAAAAACAAAAUAUCAGCAUUUUCUCUAGGACUGUCAGCUUGUUAUAAUUCAGCUAUGACAGUUUGAAAACUAAUGAACCACUAACUGAUCACAUGACAUGUAUGUAUAUAUGGAUUCAAUUAUCAUGGUUAAUUACUGAAAGUUUACCUAGUUCUGACACUAAAUGUCUACAAUAAAUCAUGAAAAGCUUUCUUAUGUAUCUGAAAUCUAAAACAGUGAUUUUAUGGAAACAUGAUAAACCAAUCUCCAUAGUUUCAUUAGAGUUAAAUCAUAGGUAAAGUGAAAGAAGGUAAUCAAGUGUAAUUUGAUUUAUAAAAUGGUGCUUACUUUACUAAUUUACUGAAUUUUAUUUUAUACUAAAUUUUUUGUUAAAAGAAAAGCCAUUUUUUCAUUGAAUGGUCCUUCAUUCAUAUUUGGUAAUUUCCUUUAUGCCCCCUCCCCCUUUUUCUCAGAUAAGAAGUUAAGUAUGUAAAUUACUAAAGGAUAAUUCUUGUGUGUUAAUAUUAUAUUAAAAUACUCCUAAUUUUUAAAUAAUAGGUUUGUUUUGGUAUGCUUGAGAUAAAAUACAUUAGAAUGGUUUCUAUGCUGGCUGAAGAUUAGGUUAUUUGUAAAGUAAAAUUGUCUAUUGUAUUCCAGUGACAUAAUAUAUAUAAAACUAUUCCUAUAAGUAUGCUUCAAAAUUUUAGUGUUCUUAUACAUACACUAUCAUAUUUGACCAUAACGACUUCUACAAAAUAAGCUUCAUUAUGCAUUUUUUGUAAUUACUGAGAAUCUCAUUGUCAGUUUAUCCACAGACAAUUUGCUUACAUUUAGCUUCUUUUUCUCUAAUACAUAAAUCGUGGAACCUGUUGGAAGUUUAAAUUUCUGCAUCAAAUGCCAAUCAACUAAUAGUUUCUUACUCCAAUCUGCCAAAUCAAGUAAUACUCUGUAGAGAGCCUGGUUUAUUAGUAUUUGUGUUGGUUAAUGAUAUUGAUACAUCACAUGAACACUGUGAUGAUAGCAAUACCAGUAUACCAUUAGUACUGUUAACUACUCAGACUGAUGUAUUGAUAUCUGUGUUGAUGAAAGUAGGUAUAUCAAUAUUUUUGUUGAUAGGGAUAGGUGUAUCACUACUUCUGUUAAUAAAGAUAAGUAUAACAGUACUUGGAUUGAAAGAGAUAGUUAUACCGCUUGUUGUUUUGAUAAAGAUAUGUCAAUAUCUGUGUUGAUCGUAACAGGCUUGUGUUGACUAACAACACCGACAUAAUAAUACAAGUCUUAAUAGAGGAAGUACAUCUGUUAACUGUUGAAUCUUGUUCAUUAAAGCGUGUGUUAACAAACAAUGAUACAUCAAUACUUGUAUGAAAUAUAGUGACUGACUGGUUAUUAGUUUAUUAGACAUGUGUAUGUAAUAACUUUCCAUCAGUUAAUAUUAAAGGGGUUUUCUUUUGCCAAUAUUUAUUUAAUAAUAGUUUGUGUAUUAUCAUGUGCUUGAAUUUAUAAUUUUGAAUUUAGAUUAUAAUAUGAGGAUUAAAUAUAACUUCAUAUUUUACAAAAUGACACUGAUGAGUUUGGAGAAACUCAUAUUUUACUCUGGGGAACAUUGUAAAAUUUAAAUCAAUACUUGGUUUAGUCUGAUUAGUUAGUGCUUAAAACUUGUGGUAAUUUACUGUCUAUGCAAUAAAUUUUUUUCUGACAAUUUACGAGUUAAUGAAUGCAUACAUAAAAUUAAAAAGAAUAAAAUGCAAA